Molecule: messenger RNA, 3303 nt
Organism: Pelagomonas calceolata
Lineage: Eukaryota; Pelagophyceae; Pelagomonadales; Pelagomonadaceae
Source: the annotation of a GenBank genome assembly
AUGCCGCGGGUGUGGAAGCCCGCGGCGGACGAUCAGCACAUCUUCGACGCCCUGCCAAUGCCGGAGGGGGACGUCUUCCUCAGCGACGACGAGCUCCUCAUGGAGAUGGACGGCGUGGCGACGCGCGCCGCGCUCAACGCGGCGCUCGGUCCCACCGCGAGGACAAGGGUGACCUUUGAUGCCGAGGGUCGGUACUGGCGGAAGUCGUACGAAAUUGAUAAGGAGCCGCGGUGCAUCUACUUCUUGCCAGCCGUGCAGAACCGCGCGCGCGCGCUCGAGGAGUACCCCGAUGGCGUCGAGCCGCCGUUCCCGCGACCAGAGGAGAAGUUCCAGUGCAAGAGGAAGCAGCCGCCCCGAGCGCCGCGCAAGCCGUCGAAGACGACGGCGCGGUCCGGCGAGAAGCGCCCGACGUCCGCGCGGCCUAGGAUGUACACGACGCCCGGCGAGAAGGUCACGCGCGUGGAUCCGGUUGAUGAUGCUGAGCUGCUCGUGCCGGACGAAGACGUGGUCGACCUCGACGAAGUCGCGCCAGUACCACGGCCCGUGACACGACGAGAUUUAAUGGCCCUAGAGCAGCGCGCCGAAGACGCGCUCGCGGCGUGCGACCGCGCGGAAGCCGCGCGCGCGCGGCGGCCGUCGCGGCCCACGCGGAGCUACGCGACAGACAGGACGCAGUCUUCGCGAGGAGCGCCACCGACUCGGCAAGACUUAUGCUUCUCUCUCUGGACCGCGAGGCGAACGCGCUCUCCGCGGAGAGAGCGGCACGACGGCGCGACGUUGAUCGCCUUAGAGCCAAAUUUUCACAAGAGAAAGAACUAUGGAAAAUAGACUGUGAGCGACGCGCGGCGGCGCGGCUAGACGAGGAGCGGCGGCGAUUGGAGGAGGGGUUCCGGACAAACACGCGCGAGUUGCAGCGGCAACUCGACGCGCAGAGAACUGAAGUCGCCGAUUUGAAAAAGAAACAAAGCCAGCUCAACCUCGAGCUUUAUGGCCUUCGACGGCUUCGAGGCGCCUGGCUGGGUUCUCGUGUUGCGUAUUUACCGGAGGAGCCGCCGCCGGAUUCGGACUUCGAAGGCGAGUCGUUGUGGCCCGUGGUCCACGCCGUCGGCGACUUUCUCAGUAGAAUUUGUGGUGGUACGCUCAAAAGAAAGCAACAGAAGUGUCUGCGUCUCCUAGCCGACUACGCGUGGUGUCAACACUCUCGCGGGCGGGGGGAGAUUGGCCUCGUGCGAGCUCACUUUGCGUGCGCGGAGUACCGGCGCCUCCAGGAGAUUUUCUCUCCAGCCGAACUACUGAAGACCAUGGACGUGGAGAUGACGGGGAACUACGCUGCGAGCGAGGCCAUGCGGGCCAGAGAGCGGGCGGCUCUCGUUGCGCUCGGGGAGACGUUGGGCAAGCACGUGAUGCUGUUAUUCCCCACGAAGUUCGCGCUCCAGGAAACAGCCAAGCUGGUCGAGAGGUUGCUGCUGAUGGCCACAAGGUUUCGGUUACGAAACGUCCGCGGGCGACGGCACUUACGAGGCGGUCGGCAUUGCGACGGGCGCGGUCCUCGACGUCAUCGGAAAGCAGUAGCGCGGCCCUUGAGACUGGACGCAGUCCGCGGAUCCGCGGAGGAUCAGAGGCACGCAAGACGGCAGCAACAUCACGAAAAGCGACGACUUUACGAUGCAAGGGAUCCACGUCAACGACAGCCGCGCGGUCGACCGAUCACUGGCAAGCCUAUCACCGACUUCCAGUCGCCUGAUCGGGUUCAUAUUACUACGUUAGCCGUUGGCCACGAGAGCCGCCCCUGUACGAAGCUUUAGACGACGUGACGGAUCACUUCAGUACAGCGGCGACGGCGCAAACCGAUGGUGUCUACCAGUCAGAGGCAGAGGGCCGCGCCGUUCACGUUGAUUACGUCUGCUCGGGCGACAUGGCCAACCUCCAGACGGUGUCGAAGAAGGGCUUCGCGACUGGGACGUCGGAGAACGCGCGGCCGUGUUAUUGUUGCGCGCAGACCAACAGGCAGAUGACGACGCCCAAGGUAGUUGACGACCUUUGCGACGUCUGCAGAGCAGCGGGUCGGUUAGUGUGCUACCACGCGGAGAUGUCGACGCCGGCUGCCGUAGACGAGUGGCGCGCUACGGCUGCCGCUGCGCUCACGGAGCUCAGAGGGAGCUGCCCCCAGCCUACCGCUACAUGCGCGAGGCCAAGACUUUAAGUGCGGCGCAGCUGCGCGAGCUCGCCGCGGAGGCUGGGCUCGAUGCGGGCGGCACCUCGGCCCACUUGCACGCGCGCUUCGCUGCUUAUUGCGGUCAGCAUUGCUUGGAAUUGGAAAACCCCAACCAAAACGGGUUUUACGCAAAGUUCGACUGUCGAACUGCGACCCCAGCACAAAAAACGCAAUUUUCGCUGGUCGUGAACGAUUGUCUUGUUGAUUUCGGCCUGGCGGUGACGGGCAACCUCGGUUCGCGCGUCGAGAAGACGCGCCUGAAAUUGGUUGACCAAUAUUACGAACUUCAAGCGCAAUUAGAACACGCCACGCCAAAUUCUGAUGCGCUCAUCUCCCUGGUCGAGCAUAUGGUCCCGUGCGUCUUGCAUUUAGAAAACCGGACGCGCGAGCGCUCGUUGCGGCUCAUCCUCAACAAUUUAUUUGAUCUACGAGAAGAGCGUGGCCCUGGCGAAGCUGCGGCCGCUGGAGGGCGAUUAGAACGAAAGGCUUCGGCUGCCCGAACGGCCGCGAGGGCAAGUGGACGGCGCCGCUCUCCAAGGACGAAGAUUCCGUCGAGGCCAUCCGUUGAAUUGCGGCCGCGCCCGGAAGAUCUUUGCUAACGUCGGCACGGCUCAUCGGCGCGUGCUUCCCGGACGACGCCAAGCGGCGGGUCGUCCUCGACCUCGUCCGCGGCUACGAGGAAUUGAUGGUGCUAUAUCGAAAACGAGAAGAUCUCACGGACGUCGAGAUUGCCAAAGCCGACGACCUCGCCCAGGAGACCUACCAUCGGCUACUGACGACUUUCACGGCGAAGGCCUCACGAACACUUCCACAUCGGCUCGGGCCACAUUACUGCUUAUUUGCGAAAGUACCGGAACUUGUACCGCUACUCGAACCAGGGCUUCGAGAGCGUGAACCACUUGAUCAAGCGCUUCUUCCUCACGCGGACGCAGCGCGGCGGCCACUGCGGCCACGAGGCGACGCGGGCGACGCGCGUCGCCGCGCUGGGCAAGUGGAUGCAGCGGCGGAUGAUGUGGCUCACAGGCCUGGUCAAGCCCGGCGAGCUCAAGGUCAUCGGCUGGAAGCAGAAGCGCGUGAUAGACUGGUAA